CAUGAAUCGAUUUAUCAACUAACAUUAUAAAAACAUCUCAUAAACAUUUUUUACCGAAGGUAAUAUUUUUUUUGUCUAUCUAUUACAACAGAAGACCGAUUGAAAUAUUUAGUGCUCGAGCAAAUCCUGUGUUGUAAAACCUCAUGAUUUGGAAACCCCAAAUUUUAAUUCUCUUUCCCCUUGCUUCCAAUGACUAUUAUAUUUCCACUAGUCAGUAGAAUCAGGAAUUUUCUCUGAAGUCGCUGAGUCAGAGAAAAGAGGGCUUGUAAAAUACACUACCCCAUCACAUUUCGUCAUCGAUACCGACACUCUGGUGAGACGGGGUGACCACGUAUUCAUAUCCGAGGUAUUGACCAUUGAAGUUAUCAUGAACUACUACUUCUCACAAGUAGGUCGAUGUGAUUUCUACUGGUCGAAAGAAAGUUUCUUGGUCACAAUCUACGCCCUGAUUGCACAAAAAGACAGUCCCAUCAUCACGGCAUUUAACGCCAGAAUGAGGCAAAUAUUGGAUUAUGGACUUCUUGAUCAAUGGUAUUAUACCAUUCUAAGGAACUCGACAGCUUGUACACACGCCCCUGACAAGAUUACUAUCUCCACGUCCAUCUCUCUCAAUAACAUCUGGGGAAUGUUUGUGAUUCUUGUCGGAGGAGAAGCUCUUGGUCUCUUUGUCUUGUUUUGUGAGAUCCUCAACUCCAAGUUUCACUAGCUAUUGAUCUUUUAGGGAUAACCUUACAAAUGAUAAACCAUGUAUGAACACCACCUAGCAUCUUGUUUUAUGUUUUUCUGUUUUAUAUAAAUUGAUCUUUACCUUAAGCCGAGUAAACAAUGUGUAUUUUCUCGAAACAAAGCUAAUAAAGUACUUGGGUUCA
Molecule: messenger RNA, 869 nt
Organism: Homarus americanus (American lobster)
Lineage: Eukaryota; Metazoa; Arthropoda; Malacostraca; Decapoda; Nephropidae
Exons: 4
Coding region: 368-706 (112 amino acids)
Source: RefSeq, a predicted model, not a curated record